This is a messenger RNA of Phyllotreta striolata, 1080 nucleotides long. Lineage: Eukaryota; Metazoa; Arthropoda; Insecta; Coleoptera; Chrysomelidae. The record is from the annotation of a GenBank genome assembly.
CAAUUUUCGUGUCUUGUAGACAGACUCUUCGAGCCUCUAAAGUGAAUAAAUUUUAAUGACUAUAUUGACAUAUUAUUGUUUUGGCACUAUAUUUUUUAAACGAAAAAUGUAACAAUUUCAAAAUAUGGACAGUGGAUCCGAUAAUCCCCUUUCAGAAGACGCCGUUUCGACUGGAGAGAAUUCAGAAAAAUCGAACGAAGGACAAGGCAUUUCCGCGCCUGCCAUCGAACCGGAAACUCGCCUGCAAGACGAACAAUGUUGUUCGCAGGACGAGCGCAAAGAAAAGAAAAAAACCGUCAAGCAAAUCCUGGACGAAGUCCUGAACUGCACGGUCAUAAACGUCCCGCCCGAAGCCGAAUCCAGCGAAAAUGUGGCGGAAAAGGCCAACAAGGUAUUAACCGUCAAGGAAAUCUUAGGCGAAAUCUUGCAAUACAACGUUUGCAACCGCUUCGAUGCCACCACCAGAUUCUCGAAUCCCUUUAACAUACCCCCUUACGCCGCCAGCACGUCCGCGGAUCCGGUAGCUCGAUCGGACCUGGACGUGACUUUGGCGAGAGAAGCUCCCAUCUAUCGGCCGUUUCAAAUUUACUCGUCCAGCACACUGCACGAUCCCAGCGUUAAAACCGAAUCGAUUCUCCCUACGACCGUUGAUAGAUUGCUCCCCUCGUAUUCCUCCGUUCUAAGGCAAGGUCCUCCCCCGAAAGUGAAAUCCGUGGAUUCCUUCGUUCCGAAACGACCCCCGCCCUCUUAUGCUGAGGUGGAAGGCAUUUGGGACGACGUUCCCAGCGCGGUUUCCUCCGAUUCGGUGCUGUUCGGACCGGAUCCGCUGUACCUCAUCUGCCCGGUUUGCAGGAUAAUCGUCAUGACGCAGAUAGAAAGGGAAAGGAGCGCCAUCACGCACUGGAUCGCUUUGAUACUCUGCCUCUUCCUGUGCUGGCCCUGCUGUUUGUUACCCUAUUACAUGAAAUCUUGUAGUUACACCUAUCACAGUUGCCCGAAUUGCGGGCACUACUUCGGUAUGUACAAUCCGUUUUAGAAGAAAAUGUACUAGUUUUAUGCGUAUCUUUAUGUAGGAAAUAA